Molecule: messenger RNA, 1215 nt
Organism: Cornus florida
Lineage: Eukaryota; Viridiplantae; Streptophyta; Magnoliopsida; Cornales; Cornaceae
Product: ethylene-responsive transcription factor TINY-like
Exons: 1
Coding region: 296-1084 (262 amino acids)
Biological process (GO): regulation of DNA-templated transcription
Molecular function (GO): DNA binding; DNA-binding transcription factor activity
Source: RefSeq, a predicted model, not a curated record
UAACAAAUGAUGGUUAAAUGCUCGGUUGGUAGCAAGGGGUCUCUCUCUCUCUCUAGUCUCGACUAAACCCUCUCCUAUCAUUCUUUUCCCUUCUCAUUCCUCUCCUCUCUUUAUAUAUAUACACACAAAGACGUAUACACAUUACACACCCUUAUAUAUAUAUAUAUAUAGAUAUAAUACAUAGUUUCAUUACUUAUCAAUCUUCCUAGCUCUAUGUUCUUCUUCUCUCUAUAUCGAUCACUUCCAUCACUUUCUACCUGUGAAAUGCCCCUCAUUUGGUGAAUCACCACCACCGAUGGCGGAACUGCCCAACUCAGAGACUGACUCAAGUAGCAACUCGUCCUCACCACCAUCUUCAUUAUCCGGACUACCUCAAUCCAACCAAAACUUAGCCGCCCCGAACCCAUCAUCACAGGAUCAGCCCAAAUCAACGGACCCAAGUCAGAACCGACCCAAAAGGAGCAGAGAGAGCAGCAGCAAACACCCAGUUUACAGAGGGGUCCGAAUGCGCACUUGGGGCAAAUGGGUAUCCGAAAUCCGCGAGCCCAGAAAGAAGUCUCGGAUCUGGCUCGGAACUUUCUCCACCCCGGAAAUGGCUGCCCGGGCCCACGACGUCGCCGCCUUAUCCAUCAAAGGUGACUCGGCGAUUCUCAACUUCCCGGAACUCACUGAGUUGCUGCCUCGUCCAGUCACGUGCUCCCCACGUGACGUCCAAGCCGCAGCCACUAAGGCGGCGUCAAUGGAUCAUCUCAAUCCUCCGUCCUCCUCCUCGUCAUCGUCAUCAUCGUCAUCUUUGACAUUGUCAACAUCGUCGUCGUCGGUGUCGUCGCUCGCGUCGGUGACGUCAGAAUUAUCCACGACGCCGGAGGAGCUGAGUGAGAUAGUUGAGUUACCGAGUCUAGGAACGAGUUACGACUCGCCCGAAUCACGGAACGAUUUUGUGUUUGUAGACUCGGUUGAUGGGUGGGUCUACCCUCCCCCGUGGAUGCACAGAGCGGAGGAUUGUGUUCAUUUUACCGAUCACAUGGCAAUGCUAGAGAGUACCACAUUGAGCGGUUUGGAGGACUACUUGUGGCAACACUAAUGCUGAGAAUGGUGUAUGCAUCUUUUUUUUCUUUUCUUCUUUAGCACCUUUUUUUUUUUUUUUUUUUUUUAAUUUUGAUUUUUAAUUGUAACCCUUUUUACCUUUUUAUUUGAGGGGCUAAAUUAAAUACC